Messenger RNA from Micromonas pusilla CCMP1545, 2214 nucleotides. RefSeq names its product heat shock protein 70kDa (gene HSP70G). Lineage: Eukaryota; Viridiplantae; Chlorophyta; Mamiellophyceae; Mamiellales; Mamiellaceae. The record is from RefSeq and is a predicted model, not a curated record. Gene Ontology annotation, molecular function: ATP-dependent protein folding chaperone; ATP binding. The coding region runs from base 35 to 2005 and encodes 656 amino acids. The transcript is spliced from 3 exons. Gene Ontology annotation, cellular component: cytoplasm.
CAGCGCACAAGAAACGCACGACAAGCUACUCAACAUGAGCGCUAAGGUUGAAGGACCCGCCAUCGGGAUCGACCUCGGAACGACGUACUCCUGCGUCGGCGUGUGGCAGCACGACCGCGUCGAGAUCAUCGCGAACGACCAGGGCAACAGGACGACGCCGUCCUAUGUCGCGUUCACGGACAGCGAGCGCCUCAUCGGCGACGCCGCGAAGAACCAGACGGCGCAAAACCCGAAGAACACCGUCUUCGACGCGAAGCGCCUCAUCGGCCGCAAGUUUUCAGACCCGCAGGUGCAAGCGGAUGCCAAAGAUUUCUCCUUCGCGCUCGUCGCGGGCGAGGCGGAGAAGCCCAUGGUCCAGGUUGAGUUCCACGGCGAGACGAAGACGUUCUCCGCGGAGGAGAUCUCGUCGAUGAUCCUCACCAAGAUGAAGGAGAUCGCGGAGGCGUACCUCGGCAAGGAGAUCAAGAACGCGGUGGUCACGGUCCCCGCCUACUUCAACGACUCCCAACGUCAGGCGACCAAAGACGCCGCCGUCAUCGCGGGCAUCAACUGCAUGCGCAUCAUCAACGAGCCCACCGCGGCCGCGAUCGCUUACGGCCUCGACAAGAAGAACGACAACGGCGGCGCGGAGAGGAACGUCCUCAUCUUUGACCUCGGCGGCGGCACCUUUGACGUCUCGCUCCUCACCAUCGAGGAGGGCAUCUUCGAGGUCAAGGCGACGGCGGGCGACACGCACCUCGGCGGCGAGGACUUCGACCAGCGCAUGAUGAACCACUUCGUGCAGGAGUUCAAGCGCAAGCACAAGAAGGACCUCACCGGCAACGCGCGCGCGCUCCGCCGCCUUCGCACCGCGUGCGAGCGCGCGAAGCGCACGUUGUCCUCCACCGCGCAGACGUCCAUCGAGAUCGACUCGAUGUUCGAGGGCAUCGACUUUUACACCUCCAUCACGCGCGCGAGGUUCGAGGAGCUCAACAUGGACCUCUUCCGCAAGUGCAUGGAGCCCGUGGAGAAGUGCCUCCGCGACUCCAAGAUGGACAAGUCCUCCGUGCACGAGAUCGUGCUCGUCGGCGGCUCCACGCGCAUCCCCAAGGUGCAGUCGCUCCUCAGCGAUUUCUUCAACGGCAAGGAGCUGUGCAAGUCCAUCAACCCGGACGAGGCGGUGGCGUACGGCGCCGCGGUCCAGGCCGCGAUCCUCAGCGGCGAGGGCAACGAGAAGGUCCAGGACCUCCUCCUCCUCGACGUCUCCCCGCUAUCCAUGGGCCUCGAGACUGUCGGCGGCGUCAUGACGGUGCUCAUCCCGCGCAACACCACCAUCCCCACCAAGAAGGAGCAGGUGUUCUCCACGUACUCCGACAACCAGCCGGGCGUGCUCAUCCAGGUGUUCGAGGGCGAGCGCUCGAGGACGAAGGAUAACAACCUCCUCGGGAAGUUUGAGCUGCAGGGGAUCCCCCCGGCGCCGCGCGGCGUGCCGCAGAUCAACGUCUGCUUCGACAUUGACGCCAACGGCAUCCUCAACGUCUCCGCGGAGGACAAGUCCACGGGCCAGAAGAACAAGAUCACGAUCACGAACGAUAAGGGUCGCCUCAGCAAGGAGGAGAUCGAGCGCAUGGUCCAGGAAGCGGAGAAGUACAAGGCUGAGGACGAGGAGCACAAGAAGAAGAUCGAGGCGAAGAACGGCUUGGAAAACUACGCGUACAACAUGAAGAACACGAUGAACGACGAAAACGUCGGCGGCAAGAUCGAUCCGGACGACAAGACGAAGAUCAUGACCGCGGUGGAGGAGACGAUCGCGUGGUUGGACGGGAACCAGACCGCGGAGGUGGACGAGUUCGAGGACAAGAUGAAGGAGCUCGAGGGUUUGUGCAACCCGAUCAUCUCGAAGAUGUACCAGGCUGGCGGCGGCGCGCCCCCGGGCGCGGGCGGCAUGCCGGACUUCGGCGCCGGCGCCGAGGGCGCCGAGGGCGGCGGCGCGGCGCCGGGUCCGAAGAUCGAGGAGGUGGAUUAAUCCGUCGUCAGUCUUUUGCGACGCGACGCGACGCGCUUCGCUUCCGACGCGAGGAGGGGGGCUUUUUACCACGUGAUGAGACUGUUUUUGCGAUUGAUUUUUUUAGGAGACGACGAACGAUCUCGUUUGUGAUCGAACACAGCAGGGCGUCGGCGCGGCGGGGCACGCGCCUCGACGCGCCGACCCCUACGCACGCAUAAUACGAACAA